AUGGGAUGGUAUUCGCAAUCAGGGCCGGAACCUUUACUGGUUCUGGCGGGUCCAAGGAUAAGGUUACUGGGCCCUGUUUUGGCGGUAGAAGCCGUGACGCCGGACGAUGCAGGCCAAUACCGCUGCACUGCCGUCAACGCGGGCGGAGAAGCCAGUGCCGAACUCAGACUGUCAGUUACUACUCCACUCAAUGUUGAAGUAUCGCCGGCGAUGUUGAGCGUUCACAUGGGCGGCGCCGCCGAAUUUAGGUGCAUCGUUACCUCGCAGGGCAAUCAGGUCGGGCCGCAGUUCAUCACGUGGUACAAGGAUGGCAGACAACUACCAGGGUCUGGUCACACUGGUCAGACCUUGCUGGUGCCUUCUGUUGGUCGCGAAGACAGAGGCAUGUACCAGUGUGUCGUUCGAAGGCAAGACGGCGAUACUGCUCAAGCUUCUGCAGAAUUACAACUUGGAGAUGCUCCACCAGUUUUAUUAUACAGUUUCAUAGAACAAACUUUACAACCAGGACCGGCAGUAUCAUUAAAAUGCACCGCCACUGGAAAUCCAACUCCGCAAAUUACUUGGGCCUUGGAUGGAUUUCCUCUUCCUUCUAAUGGCAGUUGGGGCUUCAUGAUGCCAGAUCCUGCGAGUGGAUAUUUGAAAAAGGCUGUCGAAUGGUCAAAUUAUCAUGUUUGA
Ctenocephalides felis (cat flea) is the source of this 675-nucleotide messenger RNA. RefSeq names its product Down syndrome cell adhesion molecule-like protein Dscam2. NCBI's taxonomy places the organism in Eukaryota, Metazoa, Arthropoda, Insecta, Siphonaptera, Pulicidae. The transcript is spliced from 6 exons. Gene Ontology annotation, cellular component: plasma membrane; axon. The record is from RefSeq and is a predicted model, not a curated record. Gene Ontology annotation, molecular function: cell-cell adhesion mediator activity. Gene Ontology annotation, biological process: dendrite self-avoidance; homophilic cell-cell adhesion; axon guidance. The coding region runs from base 1 to 675 and encodes 224 amino acids.